Messenger RNA from Mirounga angustirostris (Northern elephant seal), 271 nucleotides. Its product is annotated as NADH dehydrogenase [ubiquinone] 1 beta subcomplex subunit 1. The coding region runs from base 58 to 231 and encodes 57 amino acids. Gene Ontology annotation, cellular component: mitochondrion. The transcript has a single exon. Lineage: Eukaryota; Metazoa; Chordata; Mammalia; Carnivora; Phocidae. The record is from RefSeq and is a predicted model, not a curated record.
GUCAUCGCUGCCCUUUGUCGUGGGGCCAUUUUUGGCACCAAGGCCGCAGCACUCAGGAUGAACGUAAUUCAGAUUGUUCGUGACCACUGGGUACAUAUACUUGUGCCCAUGGGGUUUGUCCUUGGAUGUUAUCUAGACAGAAAGAAUGAUGAAAAGCUGACUGCCUUCCGGAACAAGAGUUUGUUGUUUAAAAGGGAAUUGAGACCCAAUGAAGAAGUCACCUGGAAGUAAAGGCCCCGUGACUGAAUUACAGAAUGUUCACAUUUUAAAA